This is a messenger RNA of Magallana angulata, 5525 nucleotides long. Its product is annotated as SMC5-SMC6 complex localization factor protein 2-like. The coding region runs from base 147 to 4091 and encodes 1314 amino acids. The record is from RefSeq and is a predicted model, not a curated record. The transcript is spliced from 22 exons. NCBI's taxonomy places the organism in Eukaryota, Metazoa, Mollusca, Bivalvia, Ostreida, Ostreidae.
GAAAUUCAGAAUGUGACAGAGAAAUGGUAAAGAGGAAGCAAUCUGACAAGGGCUAGCCGCCGAUUGCAGUAACACGCUGUAAAUAUUCUUUAGUUUACAGUCAAUUACAAAGUUUUUCAAGUCAUCAGAAAACCACCAAGUGUAGCAUGAAUCCAUUUCAACACCAGCAAGGCAGAGGAUAUAAUCCAUAUAAUUCUAGACCCGGUGACUGCAAUAGACAGCAGUAUGAUCAAUUCGCCAAUGCUAGGAGUCGUCCACUGUUGCCGAGACCAGACCCCCCAGGAUUUCGUAUGGAACCACCAAGAGGUCAAGCACAAUAUAACAUUGGGAACAAUUUUCAACAGAGGUUACCAGUACAAGCAUUUCAGAGGCCCAAUCUGUGGAAUAACCCAGAGAGUCAGUAUGGAAAUAGAAAUCCAAAUGUAGGAAGAGGGGUCAGAAAUCAGUUUCCUGUAUCAGAGAGAGGCAGGGGCUCGCAGGCAGGAUAUGGAUUUCAUAGGAGUGGCCAAAAUUAUUCAGGUGUUCAAGACAGUGUUAGAAAUGGAAAUAUGGGUGGAUUUGGAUUUAACAAUGCAUUUGGACCUGGGGAGCAAUUGAAUGUUCUAAGAAAUGCCGCUGCAAACCUUUUAGCAACUGGGGGAGGCCAGGGGUUUUUGCAGAAUUUUCAACAUUUCAAUCCAGGUUUUUCUCAAAGACAAAGCUCUAAUGAAGCAUUUGCCAGGGUGAAUACGGGUAAUCAAUUUCAUACUCCACCAAAUCCACUUCCUUCAAGAGAUUCACAUUUGAAGAAAUCGCAAAGAACUAAAACUCUUAGAUACUUGGAUGUUGAUUUGAAUAACAGCAAAGUCGGUGCGGAAGUACAGAACAAGUCCGAAUCCAGUAAUCUUCACUUAAGUAAUCAAAAUGCAACAAAUCCAACCAAUCAAAAUCAGUUUGAUAUUGCCGGAAACUCUGCAAUCUAUAACAAAGGAUUUCUUGGAACUGUAAGCCAGAUCGAAGAGAAAUCAAAUAUCGCAAACUGUACUAUCACCACCCCUAUUGUGCCACUUCCCAGGAAAACGAUAGAACCAUCAAGUUCCGAGGAAUCUGUAAUAGUAGGAAAGACUAGGGACCUUAGUGCAGUGGACUGUGACACUAUUAUGAUUGGUCGAUCUGUCGGUGGGGGACAGAAUGAAAACAAGUUUAUGCAAGGGCUUUCUAAUAUGAGCUUGGCAUCUAGCUUUAAACAAGAUGUUCACACUAAGGCUACCCCCACCACACAGUCACUGGGAGGGACUUCGGAUCAGGAUGAUUGUGUGAUUGUUAAUCCUCCUACAUGUAGGGAAACCACUCCUCAGCAAACACCUAAAUGUACCCCCACAAAAACACAAGUUCAAACCUUAAGCAAAUCUCCCAGUUCUUGUCAAGAGGAGUCUUAUGUGAAUACUAGUCAAGCAUCUCCUUUCCAGAAAUUGGAGAACCCUGAAAUUAAAUCGAUUGAAACUAGUCCUGCAUCACCCCUCCAGAAAAUAGGUCACGCUGAGACCAGAACAGACAAAAUUUGUGAACCUCAAGGUAAUGAUAGUCUGUGUGGUUCCUUGUCAUCUGGAGAAAGGGAUAAGACUGGACUGAAUGCUGCCUUGAUUUCACCAAAGGUAUCUCUUCAUAAGCAAGCCUCUAGUGGACUCAGCAGUAUGGAUCUGGUUAAAGAUAAUGUAAGUUUAGGGCAAGGCAUUAAUACUGUAGGAAACUCCACAAAUGACAGGGAAAACACAGUCUCAAAGAAUCCGAGUGAUGUUGUCGGUGGUAGAUUUAUGAAGGGGGAUGGAGCUGAGAUUCCUAGACAAAGGAUACUGAGUGGAGAGAGUCAGCGGUACGGUGCCAAAGGAUGGCCAGCUAGGGUAGAGAAGAAGAGACAUCAGUCAGAGGACAUCAGAUUCAAAAGGGAGAACAGCUCCCCACUGAAACACAGAGAAAGCACAGACUCUGGCAGCACUGCAGGUCAAGACCGAAAGCAGCACAGCAUGCAUCGGUCCCAGUCGGAUUCUAGUCAAGAGAUCACUCCGGAGUCUGCUCAAACCUAUAAGGAGUAUAAAGAGGCCAAGCAGAGACUGCUGGAGAAGGAGAAAGAGGAGCAGAGCAGGAGGAGGAGUCAGCAAAGGUUGUCCUCCUCCUCAUCCUCGGAGACACAGGGUGGAGGUGUCCGGCAAGGCUCUGUACAGAAAACGGCCGAGAGUUACCCCUUAAACACCAGCAGAGGGGGACAAGCUGUGGAUUCCAUGGACAUGUUGGACUCCAAAUUCUGCAUUGUGUAUGGAGCUGAUGUACCCAGUCCUGAAGAUGAUGGUGAUAGGCACAGUGACCUAGACAUUGACUUGGAUCUAGAUGACUCAGAUGAUGAACUGCUGGAAGCACCUUCCUUUUUAAAGGAUCUGGAAAAUGCAAUAACACAACCAGUGCCACGCACCCCACCACCCAAACUCGUCUCUUCCCCUGCCCCCGGUAGCCCUGUCCCCGGGGCGGUCUCCUCCUCUGUGUCCAUUCCCUCCACGUCAAGGUUCGCCAAGUUCUCCCUGGACAGCCUGCUGGAGGAACACACCAACAAACCACAAGAGCAGAGAGAGUAUGAAGAAAUGCACGCAGAAUUGAAGGAAUCUGUUAAACAAGGAGGCUUUGUAAAAGACACCUUGGAGAAACAAGAUGAUCCUUCAUCAGAGAAUUUACUACCGGAACACCAAGAGCAAAUAGAGCAUCUGGAGAUGAAGAAGAGUGUCAUUUGCCCCGCCCACCCAGGGGAGACAAUAUUUUGCUCCAGCCGUUACCAGCAACUCUUUACUCCCAGCAUAACUCCAUCGAUGUGUGGAUUUAGUCCUGGGGAGUCGUACAUUGACAAAUUCCUAUCAAGUGUUCAACCAAGAAAUUUUGGAGCACUGUUAUCCUCUGAGGUUCUAGUCAAUUGCUUAGAGAAGGUUACACACCCAAAGCCAAUUCUUAAAUGGCUCCUCUUUUUAUUGUCAGUGGAUGGCAGUCACCUGGCUAUGGAUGGAUGCUGUAAAGCACUGGAAGAGUACCUGUACACUCAGAAGGUCUUCCAUGAGGAUGAGAACCCAUGGGCCCCCUGUGUGGAAGACAUACUCUCCAUAUUCAUGAACUGUGGUGCAUCGAAAGAAGAUGUUUUGCCUACAAAUGUAUUUAAAGAUGAUGAGAAGAUAAGCUCCCUGAGUAAAGGAAUCACAAAAGAAGCUAACGUUGGCCUCCCGCCUCCCAAUGCGGGCAGCCUCAACAGGGAAAACCUGAGACUGGUGCUACAGGUGCUGGCUCUGGCCCUCCAGAGGAGACCGAAGUAUGACACUUCACACCUGACAGCGCUCUAUGUAAUGUUAUGUAGAGUGGCCCUGGACAAAUCUCUGAGCAGUGGUAUAGUUAAUAUAGAAGUCCAGUCCUGUUUAGGCAGCAUUUUAUGUUGUUAUCCAGAAUCAGAAUGGAAAACCUGUGCAAUAAAGCUGUGUUCUAUCCUGCCGAGUCUGACGGAGCACCACCACAAUAAGGUGUGUCUAGCCUCGCUGUCACCAUACGGGAGGCGAGGCCAGUACCUCCAGAGGCGGGUCUCCUACCUCAUGCUGAGGCAGCUGUUUGACAUGGAGCCCAGCCCCGAGGACAAAAUAGAAAACUGCAAGAUACGAGACCUCCAUCAGUUUCUGCCACACCUCCAACAGCUGGUGACGUCCGACAUGUACAAACUGUACAGCUGUAUCACCCUCAUAGACCUCGGUGUCGGCAAUGGGGUCAUUUCCCCGGGGGAAAAGGACAGCCUACAGUAUUUGUCAGAGCAGAUUAAGAGGAUUAGCGGUGAUACGAGGGACGAUGUCCGAGUGUUGGACAGGAGCAGGGUGAAGGACCAGAUGGUGAGACUGACCAGUAAGUGGACGCUGAGGUUACUGACUGUGGGCAGCAACCAGAGAAGUAUAUUCUCUUACACAACAUCCCGAGCGCCACAGACUUUAGAAAUUGAAACCGUACAGGCAAGUCAGACUGAUGAGAGCCAGUCAGAACCAGAAUCGGACGUAGAAAUGGCGGACCCACUGGAAGAAGAGGAACCGCAGUCCCUGUAAAUUACAAGCCACGCUACAUGUAAACGACAAAUCAAACUCAACGUAAACUGCCAACUGUUGCUCAAAUCAGAACUCCAUUCAUUACACUGAAAGCAAGUGUUGAUGGAAUCUCAUUAUGUGUUCAAAUUCUGUUUGUGUUAAAAAUUGUUCUCAUUGCUGAAAGGUCGCAGGUUUUCAUUUCACUCCCAUCUUUUGAUUCUGCAGUCAGUUUUAACCGUCUAUCAUAGAAGAAUGAUAUUUUGAUGUCAAAAUCUGUUGUUAAAUAUGUAAUCAUUUUGGUCAACAACCUACCCCCCCUCCACCCCCACCCCUUCUAAAAAAACUUUAAGGAAAAUGAAUUAUGCUGUAUAGCAGAGAAUAAAAGUUUGAUUAUAAUGGUCAGUAUAAAUUGAUGGAAAUCAUUAAUGUUUAUUUAAGUUUUAGUCAAUUCCUCUAAGUUGUGUACUUUCUAAUGUGUACUUGACCAAUUCUAUUCUCACUUAAAUAUAUAGGUGCCACUAGUUUUUUAAGGAUUAAAAAAAAGCCUGACAUUUACAGGAUAACAUACAGAAGCUCUUUUGAAAUUUAUGAUAAGCAUGUUAUUAUUUAGAUCAACUUUCCAUUUAGAAAACAGAGUGAAAUACAUGUUUAGGGAAUAACUGAUUAUCUUUAAUGGUGAUAAAUUUGCAUUCAUGCAUAAAGUCGUGAUAUAAAAGAAAAUAUACUUUCAUAAGCCCCCCCCCCCCCCCCCCCCCAAAAAAAAAUAAAACCCCAAAAAACUAGUCAGAAUUUUCAUACUUAAAUAAAAGAUAUAUACAUUGUAUCAUGAUUAAAAUAUUUAAUGGUGUUUUCCUACACCUAAUUUCAUUGCACGGUCAAUAAUCUUUAAUAUCGGAUGCGAUAUUCAUUUCCAGAGUAACUGAUCUAAUAAAUUGGACAAUUGGCAUUAUAUGAAACUUGGAAAUGUCAAAAAAGGUUAAAACUGUCUGUGAAAGGUCAAAGUAAGCCUAUUGACUGCAAAGGUCAGCACUUUACAUGUAUGCAGGCGAGCAGUGACAUUCUAGUCUGUAUUUAUCUGUCUGUAUCUCAAUUUAUUAACAUUUAUUUCCAACUACUUUGCUAUGUAGAAUUGUUAACAACUUUUUCGAAUACAAUAUUUUUGCGAAAGAAAACAAGGUCGAAAUACAUAUAUAUGAACGACUAAUUUGCUAUGUAAAAUUGUUAACAACUUUUAAUACAAUAUUUUUGCGAAAAAAAAACAAGGUUGAAAUACAUAUUUGUUUGAUUCAAAAACAUGUAUGUUUACUCCGGUGAGCUUUUGACUAAAGGUGUUUAAUUUACUUAUGUAGUGGCAUGCAGUAGUAUUAACCAUUGAACAAUGUUACUCAGAAUACAUUGAAUUUGUUGAUUCUGUUUUAAGUUUGUACAAUAAAUGACCAUAUUGUUUUGUUUAAA